GCCCCCGCGAAAGGGAAAGUUCUCUCUCUCUCUCUCUCUCUCUCUCUCUCUCUCACUUUAUCCAUCGUUUCUCACUCCUCCUCCCUCAUACACCACUCUACUCUCACAGACAAGCCUCUCUCUCUUUCUACCUAGCUCAUUUUAGGGCUUCUCUCUCUCUCUCUCUCUCUAUACAUUGUUUAGCUCUUUUUUAGAGUUAUGGGAAUCGAUCGGGAUCCCAAGUACCAUUUGGGGGGUUCUGACUUCGAACCCUAGCGAUUGGUAAAUGACAAGUGAUCCGACAAAGGCUUGGCUUUUUCGGUCUCCAAAAGUUGCAUAGAAGAACCUCUCCGAAUCAACCCUAACCCCAAGGUUUUGGUAUUUUGCAGUCGACUCGUUUUGGGUUUAUCAAUUACUGCAGGGGUGGCUUUUGUGAGUCUCCAUGUGGCUGUAGGCUUAGUGGGUUAUGGACUCUGUGAAGACUGUUACUCGUCUUAAGGGUUCUCUUUGUCAUCUGUUCAUUUUUCUAACCAUAUGGUUGUCUAGUUUUCAAGAUGGACUAGCUGUUGAAAUGACACCUGAAGUUACUCACAUUUCUUCCUUCUCUGAGCUAGCAGACCCACCUUCUAGUGGACUAUUUCAACCCAUAGAGAUAUCACCUGCUGUCAUUCCCCAUUAUCCCUUUCCUGGGGACUCUUUGCCCCCUUUGUACCCCAUCUUCCCACCUACAUAUAAUCCAGUCUUGACUGGAAAAUGUCUUGUAAACUUCUCUGCUCUUUCGGAUAUUAUGGAUAAGACGGCGUCCGAUUGCUCUCAACCUUUGGCAGCUUUUGUGGGAAAUGUAAUAUGUUGCCCUCAGUUCAAUAGUUUACUCCAUAUAUUCCGGGGAUACUAUAGCACCACUUCUGGUAAAUUGGGUCUACCAAAUGCGACAGCUGAUGAUUGUUUUUCAGAUAUCAUUAGUGUGUUGGCAAGCAGGAGGGGAAACAGCUCAAUACCUGGCAUCUGCUCUGUAAAACCCUCAAAUCUUACAGUUGGGUCCUGUCCCGUGAACGAUGUAACUACCUUUGAGAAGACGGUUAAUACUAGCAAAUUAUUGGAGGCUUGCAGCAGUAUUGACCCUCUUAAGGAGUGUUGCAGACCAAUUUGUCAGCCUGCGGUUAUGGAAGCUGCACUACAGAUUUCGGCGGGACAGGCAGUGAUCAGCGGUAAUAAGAAUAUAGUCGGAGGGCCGAGCCGGAUGGAUGCUCUUAAUGAUUGUAAAGAGGUGGUGUAUUCGUGGAUUUCUAGGAAACUCCCUAUAGAUGCUGCCAACACUGCAUUCAGAUUAUUAUCUUCCUGUAAAGUCAACAAAGUUUGUCCUUUGGAUUUUCAGCACCCUGAUGAAGUAACUAAAGCAUGUCGUAACGUAGCUGCUCCAAGUCCUUCAUGUUGUAGCUCAGUAAAUGCUUACAUAGCGGGGAUACAGAAGCAAAUGUUAAUUACGAAUCGACAAGCCAUUCUAUGUGCGACCCUUUUCGGUUCCAUUCUCCAAAAGGGUGGGGUGAUGACAAAUAUUUAUGUGCUUUGUGAUGUUGACUUAAAAGAUUUUAGUCUUCAAGCAUAUGGACAAGAAGGGUGCUUACUUCGCAGCUUGCCUGCAGAUGUGGUAUAUGACAAAUCAGCAGGCUUCAGCUUCACAUGUGACUUGAAUGACAAUAUUGCAGCUCCAUGGCCUUCUUCAUCCUCUAUGACAUCCUUGUCUCUGUGUGCUCCUGAGAUGUCAUUGCCUGCCCUUCCAACAUCGGAGACUUUGGGAAGUUCCGGGUAUCGAACUGGUGGAGUUAAAUUUCUUGUACCCAUUUUCUCGUUGCUUGUUUUUUGUACGUUGUGAUGCUGAAAAAUAUGUAGCCAAGGGCUGAUCUGGUUUGAAUUAGAGGACUUUCAUAUGGCCCAAGUCCGUGUAUAUUUUGAGUUUGCUCUCAUGUAUAGCAGCAGUUUUUGGGGUUAUCCAUUCUUGAUUCAUGUAGUUCUGGAACCUGUUAUAGAGGAUUUGCUUUUGUGUUUCUAACCAAAUAGGUGUGUAAUAUAGCCCCGCGUUUUUGAAGUUGUAGAAA
Molecule: messenger RNA, 2075 nt
Organism: Rhododendron vialii
Lineage: Eukaryota; Viridiplantae; Streptophyta; Magnoliopsida; Ericales; Ericaceae
Exons: 8
Coding region: 446-1852 (468 amino acids)
Cellular component (GO): plasma membrane
Source: RefSeq, a predicted model, not a curated record